Molecule: messenger RNA, 765 nt
Organism: Penicillium diatomitis
Lineage: Eukaryota; Fungi; Ascomycota; Eurotiomycetes; Eurotiales; Aspergillaceae
Gene: yth1
Product: cleavage polyadenylation factor RNA-binding subunit YTH1
Exons: 1
Coding region: 1-765 (254 amino acids)
Molecular function (GO): RNA binding; metal ion binding
Source: RefSeq, a predicted model, not a curated record
AUGACCGCCGAUGUCCACAGCGCGGCAUCGCGAGUUCUCUCCGCAGAGCCUAUGCGGGACCCCAGUUACAAUGACUUUUCCUUCACACCAUUCCUUCGCCGAAGCUUCGGAUUUGGUCUCGCCAGUGAUGUGCCCGUCUGCAAAGCCUACGGUGAAGGUCACUGCCCCCUAGGGCCUGCUUGUCCCGAUCGCCAUCCCACGCCCUCGCGCAUCACCACAUCCACGACCACUGCCUCCGGCAUGGCCCCAUCCACUACACAUGGCUCCCUUGUCUGCAAACAUUUCCUGAAGGGUCUGUGCAAGAAAGGCGUGAAAUGCGAGUACCUACACGAAUACAACCUACGGCGCAUGCCCGAAUGCGCAUCCUUUUCGCGGUCCGGAUAUUGCCCCAACGGCGACGAUUGUCUCUAUCAGCACGUGCGAGAGGAGGCUCGACUCCCGCCUUGCGAGCACUACGAUCGGGGCUUUUGCGAGUUGGGUCCUCUUUGCGCCAAGCGCCAUGUUCGUCGGAAACUCUGCUUAUUCUAUCUUGCCGGGUUUUGUCCCGAGGGGAAAGCGUGCGCCAAUGCACACCCACGAUGGACCGAGAAUCUCCCACGACCUACGAUGCGGACUGAAAAGACCGAGGAGGAAUUGGAGCAUGAGCGGGCUCUGAUUCGCGAGGAACAGGAGCGAGAGAAAGAACGCGAGCGAGAGUGGCGGAGCGAGCGAGGCCGCGGGGGCGGUUUCAUGCGUGGUCGUUAUCGCGGUCGAGGCCGGGGGUAG